AUCAACAUACAAGUAACCAAAAUAGCAUUCAUGGCACCAACAAAAUUCAUUAAUGGUAUGUUUAAGAAAUAAAAGUGUUUGUUAAAUGUGUCACUGUUCAACUUUCCGCGCAUGCGCAAUGUCAGAUCAGUUGCCGGGGCACGAUGGCUGCGGACGAUGCGCUGCUGCUGUCUCUGGUGGAGGAGUUUGUCUCUGGACUGCAGGACAGCAAAGCCAAAGAUACAGCAACAGCUGUCAAAAAUGGAGAGUUUACAAUUCUGCAGCUGGUGGAGGCUCUGGGACUGAGUCUGACCAGCUCUCAGCCUCACACUCGAGCCAGAGGAGUCCAGCUCCUCUCUGAAGUUUUACACGAGUGCUAUGGAGCUCUUACCGAGAGAGAAGUGGAAGUGCUCAUCGCCUUCUAUGAGAACCGUCUGAAGGACCAUUACGUCAUCACUCCUCCUGUUUUACAGGGGCUCAGAGCGCUGACAAAAUGUACCGUGUUGCCUCCUGGCUCGGCGGUGUCCAUGCUGAGGUCUUUGUUCCAGGAUGUUCACGUUCAGUCUUUGAUGCUGACGGAGAGAUCCUGCGUCUACAACAUGCUCAUCAACCUCAUGGCGAGCAGAGAAGCAGAGCUGAAGGGCUUGGGACCAGACUUUGUGUUUGGCUUUGUGCAAUCAAUGGACGGAGAGAGGGAUCCUCGUAACCUGCUGCUAGCCUUCCAGAUCGCCAAAAGCAUCGUCCUCCGAGGUUACGAUCUAGGUAAAUUCACAGAGGAGCUGUUCGAAGUGACGUCCUGCUACUUCCCCAUCGACUUCAGUCCACCUCCCAACGACCCCCAUGGCAUCACCAAAGAGGAGCUGAUCCUCACCCUGAGGGACGUCCUCACUGGGACGCCUCGAUUUGCAGAGUUUCUGUUGCCUCUCAUCAUUGAGAAACUGGACUCUGAUGUUCUGAGUGCAAAGCUGGACUCGCUGCAGACUCUGACGGCUUGUGUUUCACAAUACGACCACAAGGACUUGGCAGAAUUCCUCGAUGGACUGUGGGCGUCCCUGCGCAGAGAGGUGUUUCAGACAUCGAGUGAGAAGAUCGAGUCUGCCGGCCUCGCCGCUGUCACCGCAAUCACUUCCUGCUUGUCUCGCUCCGUCCUCAACUCUGACUCUGAAGACUCCCUCACCACCUUCCUGGAGCUCGUCCUCAAAGACUGUAAGCACCACCUGUGUGAGCCGGACCUGAAGCUGGUUUGGCCGAGCGCUAAGCUGCUUCAGGCCGCCUGCAGCGCCUCCAUCAGGGCGAGCUGCGCCAUCACAGCCGCCAUCAUGCCCUCCCUCAUCGAGCAGUACACCAGCAGAGCGCAGUGUUCCCACAGACGCACAUUACUGGAGGUGGUGCAGAGAUUCAUCCAGUCAGUGAAAACCAGUCAGACUUCAGAGAGCGAGGACAGUGUGUUCCUAGCUUUCCGUCCGUCUCUGUGCAGCAUGGUGUUCUCCGCUCUGACGGAGAGCAACUCCAGUCUGCAGAUCACGGCCUCCUCUGUGCUCACAUCACUGGCUCAACAACCAGGUCUGCUGCUGGACUCUGACAUCGAGCUGGCUGUGGAUCACCUGACCAGACUGCUGCUGACUGAGGAGGACGACAGAGUGAGUGUGGCCGUGGUGGAUUGUGCCGGAGCUUUAGCAGAGCUACACCCUGCAGCCUUCAUCAGUAAAUUCAUCCCGAGACUAAAGACAGAGAUGUUUUCUGAGCCGAUGGAUCAGGACAACAAGAGCACUUCUGAGCAGCUUUCCCAUCAUGCAGUGCGGCAGCGGUGUCUCUCCGCUCUGGCUGCAGUGUCCAAAAAGCCCAGUGUGGUCCAGGAGAGCACGCCUGUCCUGCUGCAGGUCCUCAGCUCUGCACACACAGGUGUUUUCGCGGCGGAGGAGGUGGUGUCGGCGUGCCACAGCCUGCAGAGGAUAGCGGAGCAGGUUCAGGACUCGGAGGAGACAGGGCGCUGCUUCCAUGACAUCAUCAUCCCGCGCCUGCUGUCUCUGGCUCUAAAGGCGGCGCUGCAGGGUGAGGAUAGUCGUAGUCCUCUCCUGGAGGAGGCGGUCCUCUCCGCCAUGGUGCCUGUCAUCAGUACUUCCUGCUCCAGGCUGCAGCCCACGUUGGCGCUGCAGACGGCAUCGAAGGCGGUGUCUCUGUUCCUGGACGGAGACGUUUCAUUUCUGCCUGACAACUCCUUCCCUUCAAACAUCCAGUUGCUCAAGCAGCAGGGGGGCUCCUGGCCUCAGUCUCAGAUGGUGUGCCUGCUCAUGGGAUGUGUGUGUUCGUUACCUCGCAGCGUGGAGGUUCCUCGAGUGGACGAGCUGCUGUCAGCGCUGGAGGAGAUGAGCUGCACCGUCCUCCACCCGCUGUCCUACACUUCGGCUGCUAAAUGCCUCGCUGGCCUGCUGAACAAGAAACCACAGGGUGAUUCUCUGGACAGCCGGAUUCAGAGCACAAUGAAGAGGGUGUGCAGUGAGCUGGACUCUUCCUCUUCAUCAUUACACACUCAGGCCUUCACCCUCCUGAUCUGGGUUGCCAAGGCUCUGCUCCUCAGAUACCAUCCUCUGUUCACCACACUGACUGACAAGCUCUUCUCUCUGCUCGAUGACGCCGCUCUCGGUCCGCUGGCAGCCGACGGUUUCUCGCUGCUGAUGAGCGACUCCCCCGACAUCCUGAACCGCGGUUGCCACGCAGACGUUCGCAUCAUGUACCGCCAGCGCUUCUUCAGCGAGAACUCGGCCAAGCUGGUGCAGGGCUUCAACGCUGCGCCGCAAGAGAAGAAGCCGAACUUCCUGAAGGCUCUGUCCAACAUCGUCAACAAGCUGCCAAAGCAGGUUCAGCUCACUGAGCUCCCAGCGCUGCUGUCCCUGCUGCUGGAGGCUCUGUCCUGUCCUGAUCUGGGGGUCCAGCUCUCCACGCUGUCCUGCCUGCAGCCCGUCCUCGCGGACCCCCCGCCCUCCCUCAUCCAGCAGCUGGAGGCUCUGAUCAGCCGCCUGUUGGUCCUCACCGGCAGCCCCGCCAUGGAAGUAAGAAUCGCCUCGCUGCGGUGCAUCCAUGCUGUUUCCAAGUUCCCUGAACACGAGAUCCUUCCGGUGCGAGCCCGGGUUCUGCGAGCUCUGGCCCGACCUCUGGACGACAGGAAGAGGCUGGUGAGAAGAGAGGCGGUGCAGGCCAGAGGAGACUGGUUCCUGGUUGGAAGUUGAUUCUGCUCCUCAAAACAAGUCUCCCUCCUCCCUGAACCUGGAAGAAUUCAGAUGAAGUGGAAACAGCCGGAUCAGGUACCAAGGGAUCAGAGCGGCGCCACAUCACACACAUCUUUGGAUCUUCCAGCUUCCCUCUCUCCUCCCUCCUCUCCUUUUUUACUGAGAUGUUUUCGUCCUGUCUGUGUCUUCAUAAACGCACAAUAAGAGUAUAAGUGGACUGACUGUGGAGCGUUAUCUAAGUUGUGUUAAUGAGCUCAUUGUUUGAAAUGUGAAACGCCUCUCGUGUGCGUCGUUGUCUUCCUCUCUUUGCAUCGGAGGGAAUGUAACAUCAUAGUUUAAAUUUAAUUUCAAACACCAAGAAUAAUGUCCAAAAAUGUUAGCUCUUCUUUAAUCCUGCUAGUAAAUAAACAAAACAAAUGGAAAUCUAUCGACCAGGCAGAGGUGAUAAUCAAGAUAUGUGUUUUAACUUCAUUAUUCCAACAUAGAAAUCAAUUCUGCAAAGAAAAAACGGACCUCGUUAGCGGAGGUAGUUAUCCAGAUUCAGGACUCUCGAAAAUCUCAUCAGACUUGUUCAGAUCUAGUAGAUAAAGUCUGUCAUUUGAAUGUUGAAUGUUUGAACUCCUAUACAAAAAGAGGAAGUAAACACCGUACACAUAUAUUGUGGAAAAGUGUCAUGAACUGGUAGCAACAUUCAUUUAAACUUUCUGACCAUUUAGAGAUUCUGCUGCUGUAAACAUCACACAUUUCCCUCCCCACGACCUCUAGCACCGAGCGCUUAAUCUCUUCUCAUCGGGAUGAAUGUGUAGCAGUAGCAGCAGCGGGUGCGUUUGAUUCGUGUCACUCUGAUGUGGGAGGUGUUGAAUGUAGAUGUGCCAAUUGUGCUCAAUCCACUGAGUUUUAACACGAGUGUUUGGGUUCAUUUAAGAUUGUGUGAACAUUAUGUCAAACACCUGCCUUGUUUUCGCUCAAUAUUUAAACUCAUUUUGUUAUUGUCGAGUAAGGUUGGCUCACUUUGGACCUUACAGCGAAUUAUGCCAAGGAAAAAGACAAUAUUUAAAUGUCAUUAAAACAUUUAUGAUACUAAAAGCAUUAAAUGUCGUUUUUAUGAGAAAUAAAAGGUAUUGCCGUU
This is a messenger RNA of Eleginops maclovinus (Patagonian blennie), 4335 nucleotides long. It is a transcript of the gene mms19, whose product is annotated as MMS19 homolog, cytosolic iron-sulfur assembly component. Gene Ontology annotation, cellular component: cytosolic [4Fe-4S] assembly targeting complex; MMXD complex. Gene Ontology annotation, biological process: iron-sulfur cluster assembly. The record is from RefSeq and is a predicted model, not a curated record. Lineage: Eukaryota; Metazoa; Chordata; Actinopteri; Perciformes; Eleginopidae.